Messenger RNA from Pteropus alecto (black flying fox), 1087 nucleotides. It is a transcript of the gene CAMK1D, whose product is annotated as calcium/calmodulin dependent protein kinase ID. Gene Ontology annotation, cellular component: intracellular anatomical structure. The transcript is spliced from 10 exons. Gene Ontology annotation, biological process: peptidyl-serine phosphorylation. Gene Ontology annotation, molecular function: ATP binding; calcium/calmodulin-dependent protein kinase activity; calmodulin binding. Lineage: Eukaryota; Metazoa; Chordata; Mammalia; Chiroptera; Pteropodidae. The record is from RefSeq and is a predicted model, not a curated record. Bases 194 to 970 code for a protein of 258 amino acids.
GUUUUCUGAAGUGGUCCUAGCGGAAGAGAAGGCGACCGGCAAGCUCUUUGCCGUCAAGUGCAUUCCCAAGAAGGCGCUGAAGGGCAAGGAAAGCAGCAUUGAGAACGAGAUAGCCGUCCUGAGGAAGAUUAAGCAUGAAAACAUCGUUGCCCUGGAAGACAUUUAUGAAAGCCCGAAUCACUUGUACCUGGUCAUGCAGCUUGUAUCCGGUGGAGAACUGUUUGAUCGGAUAGUGGAGAAAGGAUUUUACACAGAGAAAGAUGCCAGCACUCUGAUCCGCCAGGUCUUGGAUGCUGUUUACUAUCUUCACAGAAUGGGCAUCGUCCACAGGGACCUCAAGCCUGAAAAUCUAUUGUACUAUAGUCAAGAUGAGGAGUCCAAAAUAAUGAUUAGUGACUUUGGAUUGUCAAAGAUGGAGGGCAAAGGAGAUGUGAUGUCCACAGCCUGUGGGACCCCCGGCUACGUUGCUCCUGAGGUCCUUGCCCAGAAACCCUACAGCAAAGCCGUUGACUGCUGGUCCAUCGGGGUGAUUGCCUACAUCUUGCUCUGUGGCUACCCUCCUUUUUAUGAUGAAAAUGACUCCAAGCUCUUCGAACAAAUCCUCAAGGCCGAAUAUGAGUUCGACUCCCCCUACUGGGAUGACAUCUCCGACUCUGCAAAAGAUUUCAUUCGGAAUCUGAUGGAGAAGGAUCCGAAUAAAAGAUACACGUGUGAGCAGGCAGCUCGGCACCCAUGGAUCGCCGGCGACACAGCCCUGAGCAAGAACAUCCACGAGUCCGUCAGUGCCCAGAUCAGGAAGAAUUUCGCCAAGAGCAGGUGGAGGCAAGCAUUUAAUGCCACAGCCGUCGUGAGGCAUAUGAGAAAACUCCAUCUUGGUAGCAGCCUGGACAGUUCAAAUGCAAGCGUUUCGAGCAGCCUCAGUCUGGCCAGCCAAAAAGAUUGUGCGUCUGGCACCCUCCACGCUCUGUAGUUUCAUUUCCUCUUCCUCGGGGGUCUCAGCAGUGGGAGCGGAGCGGAGACCGAGGCCCACCACUGUGACGACAGUGCACUCCGGAAGCAAGUGACUGGCUCUGGAGGUGGGACGCUG